Messenger RNA from Fragaria vesca subsp. vesca, 1373 nucleotides. RefSeq names its product protein SYS1 homolog. Bases 503 to 967 code for a protein of 154 amino acids. Lineage: Eukaryota; Viridiplantae; Streptophyta; Magnoliopsida; Rosales; Rosaceae. Gene Ontology annotation, cellular component: trans-Golgi network; Golgi membrane. Gene Ontology annotation, biological process: protein localization to Golgi apparatus; Golgi to endosome transport; Golgi to plasma membrane protein transport. The transcript has 4 exons. The record is from RefSeq and is a predicted model, not a curated record.
AUACUUCUAUACUUGUAGAUUUCUUCUUUUUCAGAGGAUCUAUACCUGUAGUUAUAUGAGUAAUAGCGUAUGUCCGACGGACCUAGAGAAUAGAAAGAGGAACAGAUACAGCAUUUAAGUAGAGGACACCAAAAGAGAGAGUGGAAAGGAAGGGAAUUGAAAUUUAAAAAAAGGAAAAGGGAAAAAGGCCAGCAGUGUAUGCUGGAAUGCUCUGAGGUCACGCAUCUCCUUCUCAUCGAUUUCUCCAUUCUCGAUCUGGGUUUCCUUCCUUCCCUUACGAUCGAAAUCUUGAUGUGAACCAAAAUUGAAUUCUCGGGUUCAAAGCUUUGUGCUUUAUGCCUGGGCUAUUAUUAUAGCUCAGAGGGUGUAAAGGGUUUGGCUGAUUGUUCCAACAAUUGGGUUUGGCUUUGAUUCUUAUGAGCAGUUGAGGGUUCAAGUCUUUUCAGUUUUUGGAUCAAUCUUAGUGAAUUGAGAGUUUGGAGGAUAAAUUUUGUUGUAGACAAUGUUCUAUGGUGCAGUAGUAUGGGACCCUUGGCUCAUUGUUGUCCAAAUUGUGUGCCUUCAAUGUCUCUACUAUCUCACUCUCGGCUUGUUCUUGGCUAUUCUUGUUGGGACUCGCGUGUCCCGAAUGAGCCUUGUGUAUUUCUUUGAUUUCGCUACUGUCACCGUCUCCACUGUCACCGGGUGGUGCGUCAUUGCUUCCUUUGUGCUCAGUGCACUUGCAAGCGCUGGAUAUCUAGUCCUUCUGAUUGAGAGGUCAAAAAAGUGCUUAGAUUUUUCAGUCACCCUGUACAUCGUUCAUCUCUUUAUCUGCAUUGGUUAUGGGGGUUGGCCUUCUUCAAUAACAUGGUGGGUUGUAAAUGGUACUGGAAUUGGAGUGAUGGCUUUGCUAGGUGAAUACCUCUGCAUGAGACGUGAACUGCAGGAGAUCAAGAUCCCUACAACACGAUAUCGCUCAAAUGUUUGACCGAGGAGAAACACAACAUGCCAGAAUUGUGGGGUUAUAGAGGGUACUCGUUUCUUUGGAGGAGCUUCAGGAUAAAGCUCAUGAACACCACAUACAAUAUUGGAUGAGAAGAAAUGCUUUAGUCUGUGGAUUCUUUUGUCUAUGCUGGUGGUAAUUUACAUAGAACUUCUGUAAAAGUUUGAUACAGUGCUUCAAAUGAUGGGAGUUGUGAGCACAUGAGACUAGGUCUAGGUAUUGUUAUAGGAAAAUCAUAAUGUACAAUUUUAGGUGCAGCAAUGCAUAUAAUGCUUCUGAUUUCAUUUUUUUCUCCCUUCUUUUCUGUUUCCACAGAGAUAAACAUUAUCAAUUCAGUUUAUAUUGUUAGUGUUAUUAUGAUUCUCUUUAUAAUCUGAAGGAGUUUCUUGGU